This is a messenger RNA of Toxotes jaculatrix (banded archerfish), 834 nucleotides long. RefSeq names its product SIX homeobox 3b (gene six3b). Lineage: Eukaryota; Metazoa; Chordata; Actinopteri; Toxotidae. Gene Ontology annotation, biological process: eye development; regulation of transcription by RNA polymerase II. Gene Ontology annotation, molecular function: DNA-binding transcription factor activity, RNA polymerase II-specific; RNA polymerase II cis-regulatory region sequence-specific DNA binding. The coding region runs from base 1 to 834 and encodes 277 amino acids. The record is from RefSeq and is a predicted model, not a curated record. Gene Ontology annotation, cellular component: nucleus; transcription regulator complex. The transcript has 2 exons.
AUGGUUUUCAGAUCGCCGCUCGACUUUUUCUCAGCCUCCCGUCUCCUCUUGCCGCACUUCGUGGAUGGGCCCCCUGUCUUGGCCCGCUCCCGGUCCCCGGAGGACCCUCCCUCCGCCUCUCCUCCUAUGGCUUUCCCGGGACUGUGCUUCUCUGCGGCGCAGAUCGCCAGCGUAUGUGAGACCCUUGAGGAGACCGGAGACAUCGAGCGGCUGGCCCGCUUCCUCUGGUCACUCCCGGUGACCGCAGACGGCCGUGACUCCAUCUCUGAGCACGAGUCCGUGCAGCGGGCUCGCGCCGUGGUGGCCUAUCACACCGGGAGCUUCCGCGAGCUGUAUCACAUCCUGGAGACGCACCGCUUUACGCGCGCCUCGCACGGUAAACUGCAGGCGAUGUGGCUCGAAGCUCACUACCGGGAGGCAGAGAAGCUCCGGGGGCGGCCGCUCGGACCGGUUGACAAAUACCGCGUGAGGAAGAAGUUCCCGUUACCGAGGACCAUCUGGGACGGAGAGCAGAAAACGCACUGUUUCAAGGAGCGCACACGGGGCCUGCUUAGAGAGUGGUACCUGCAGGACCCGUACCCUAACCCUGGCAAGAAGCGGGAGCUGGCGCACGCCACCGGACUGACACCGACUCAGGUUGGGAACUGGUUCAAAAACCGGAGACAGAGAGACCGGGCGGCAGCAGCAAAAAACAGGUUGCAGCACCAUCGGAUGUGUCCAGACAGUGCACGUGCACUUAGUGGAGGAGAGUGCAGUCCAGAUGGGAGCGCAGAGCGCACAGAUGGACAAACCCUUCUCUCAGUAACGGACAGUGACUCUGACUUGGAUGUCUGA